AUGUGCCUUUCUGUCUUUUCAAGCCCACUCACCGGCCAAACUGGGCUCCUAGAGAGUGUAGCGGACCCCCGAAAGAGCUGCAUCUCACCACUGGUGGUGUUAGAGCCCAUUUUCUACCAGGGAGCGGGGCCUUUCAUCAACUACGCCACCCUGGGGACACUCCAUGCUAUGAGCAACGGGGUACUCGGCCAGGGCGUCUGGCGCCAGAAGUCGGACGACUACCUGCGCAACAAGGCUUGCCUCCACCGCGAGCAUGCACUUCUCGAACCGGACGCAGCAUACGACACACACAGUGUCCUGCGUGCGGCACUAGCGGUACGAGCAACUCUGGAGGCCGUGGAAGCGUCGCCGCGGCCACUGCGAAGCCGUUUUGAUCGCCAGACAUUUUUUCAGCGUGUGUGCUUUCUCACAUGCUCACGCACUCCUGACCAGGCCCCAGCGUCGGGGGAGCUACCACCCCGACUUCGCUGCAACCUGGCCGUCCGCAACACCCCUCUCUUCCACGCAGCUUUUUUCUGCGACCCGCGGCGUCGCCUAGCCAGGGCUGAAGUCUGCGAGCUCGUUUGAAGACGGCAUGGCGGUGUGCAACCAUGGACACAGGAGGCGAUGAUUACCGCUGAAAACAAAAGUCUCCAGCGGCCAACAAAAUAAUACUGUGGUGUUUUUAUGGUAGCAGUAGCCAAUAAACGUACUCGCAAUGAAAACCUUGCAAUGGUAGUUUGUGCGUUGUGCCCUUUUUCGAGUUCAUUUCUCCUACCCUGUUACAAGUGCCGCGGUAGUGAUGAGAACAAUGAUGAUACGGUUUAUGAUUAGGAAAACGUCCUUUGUAUGAAAUGUGUACAUCUUCGUUUG
Messenger RNA from Rhipicephalus microplus (southern cattle tick), 852 nucleotides. RefSeq lists its product as uncharacterized. Gene Ontology annotation, molecular function: metallopeptidase activity. The record is from RefSeq and is a predicted model, not a curated record. Lineage: Eukaryota; Metazoa; Arthropoda; Arachnida; Ixodida; Ixodidae.